AUGAUUGAACAAUCCACAGUGGAAGCAGCCAUCCAAGAAUGUAGCCAGGCAUCAGAUGAAACUAUAGAAAAUGUUUUCAACAUUAUUGGAGCCUUUGAUAUUCCACGUUUUAUUUAUAAUUCAGAAAGAAAGAAGUUUCUACCUCUGUCAAUGACCAACUUCCCUGUACCAAAUUUGUUUGGAACUGCCAGAGAUAAAGCGGAGUUGUUUCGUGAACGCUACUCCAUCUUACAACAGAGGACUCACAGACAUGAGUUGUUUACUCCUUCAGUAGUCAUUGCUCAUCCUGAUGACAGUAAGAGCAAAUUCCAGCUUAAAACAGUAGAAACUCUAUUGGGCAAUACAGCUAAAGUGGGAGAAGUGAUUGUGCUUGGGAUGAUCACUCAGCUCAAGGAGGGGAAAUUUUUCCUAGAAGACCCUACAGGAGUCGUCCAGCUAGACCUUAGUAAAGCACAGUUCCACAGUGGUUUAUAUACUGAAUCGUGCUUUGUUUUGGCAGAAGGUUGGUAUGAAGAUGAAGUUUUUCAUGUGAACGCUUUUGGAUUUCCGCCUACUGAGCCUUCUGCUACCACUAGAGCCUUCUAUGGGAAUGUAAACUUCUUUGGAGGGCCUUCUUCAGCUUCAGUAAAGGCUUCUGCAAAACUAAAGCAGCUGGAGGACGAAAAUGAAGAUGCCAUGUUUGUAUUUCUUUCUGAUGUGUGGCUGGACCAAGCAGAAGUACUGGAAAAGCUUCACACAAUGUUUUCAGGUUAUUCCUCUGCACCUCCAACCUGCUUUUUCUUUUGUGGAAAUUUUUCGUCUGCACCGUAUGGAAAAAAUCGAAUUCAGUCCCUGAAAGGUUCUUUGAAGGCUCUUGCAGAUAUUAUAUGUGAAUAUCCCAGCAUUCAUAAAAGCCGAUUUGUGUUUGUUCCCGGCCCUGAAGACCCUGGUCCUGGUUCUAUUUUACCAAGACCUCCCCUGGCUGAAAAUAUUACUGAGGAAUUCAGACAGCUGGUGCCAUUUUCAGUUUUCACCACAAAUCCUUGCAGGAUUCAAUAUUGCACCCAAGAAAUAAUUAUCUUUCGUGAAGAUCUAGUAAACAAAAUGUGCAGAAACUGUGUCCACUUCCCUAGCAGCAACAUGGAUAUUCCCAACCAUUUUGUAAAGACUAUAUUAUCUCAAGGACAUCUGACGCCACUUCCGCUGUACGUUAGCCCCGUGUACUGGGCCUACGACUAUUCCCUGCGGGUAUACCCUGUGCCAGAUAUGCUCGUCAUUGCAGAUAAAUAUGACCCGUUCACUGUCACCAACACUGACUGUCUUUGCAUAAAUCCUGGUUCAUUUCCAAAAAGUGGAUUUUCAUUCAAGGUAUUCUACCCCUCCAACAAGACAGUUGAAGACAGCAAGCUUCAGGGCCUCUGAAUUUCUGCGAGACUGCAAAAAGGGAGCGAGCCUUUGUAAAGCCAACUGUAGCACUCAUUUGAGAUGCAUUGAUUUUUAUGAUGUACUACAGACUCUUUAUAAUAAACGUCAAAGCCGAAAAUGGUGUAUUUUGUACACAAACUUUUACA
Pelecanus crispus (Dalmatian pelican) is the source of this 1550-nucleotide messenger RNA. NCBI's taxonomy places the organism in Eukaryota, Metazoa, Chordata, Aves, Pelecaniformes, Pelecanidae. The record is from RefSeq and is a predicted model, not a curated record.